This is a messenger RNA of Arachis stenosperma, 982 nucleotides long. RefSeq lists its product as uncharacterized. The record is from RefSeq and is a predicted model, not a curated record. NCBI's taxonomy places the organism in Eukaryota, Viridiplantae, Streptophyta, Magnoliopsida, Fabales, Fabaceae. The transcript is spliced from 5 exons. Bases 63 to 800 code for a protein of 245 amino acids.
AAUUGGUUAUUUGUUUUCGUAGUGUGUGGAUAAUAAAAUCGAAGGGAACAGUCGAUCCAUCCAUGGCUGCAAUUGCGUCCUUCUUCACCCCUUCUUCAUCCCUAAACUUUAAACCCCUUCCAUCUUCAUUCCAUCUUAAUCCAACAACAAGAAGACCCUUUCAUCAUCUCACAAUCACCAAGGCUCAAGGAGACAACAACAAUUCCAAUUCUUCAUCUUCAGCUACCACCAAUGACCAACCCCUUUUCGUCACUGCCCAGGAUGUUCCAUUGGAGGGUGUCAUCCAGUUUGACAAGCCAACCUCCUCUUCUUCUUCUUCCCGUAUUCAAAAAUGGGGGCGUGUGGCUCUGCUAGCUGGUGUGGAUGUAUUGGCCUUACUUGUCUUUGCCACCAUUGGAAGAUACAGUCAUGGAUUAUCCACCAUGGACCUCCAAACCCUGCGAACCGCCGAUCCUUUCAUAGCCGGAUGGUUCCUUGGUGCUUACUUUCUUGGAGGUUACGGCGAAGAUGGGCGAGGGAUGAAGGGUCUCCCUAGUGGUGUCAUUGCUACUGCUAAGUCAUGGGCAGUUGGGAUCCCUAUAGGAAUAGCAAUAAGGACCGCAACGUCCGGUAAUCUUCCAAACUAUGGCUUCAUAUUUGUGAGUCUGGGAAGCACUGCUGUUUUGCUUAUCACAUUCAGAGCACUGCUGUAUACUCUUCUUCCUCUCCAAAAUCAAAACAAGGCCGACGACGAUGUCUAUCGCCGUGGCAGUCCUUUCGAACUCUUUGAGCUGCUCACAUCAUUAGUACGGAGGUGGUAGCAAUGCUUUAGAUCAGUUUCCUAAGCUAUUCUUCCAUUUUGUUAAGGAUUCGCAUGAAACAAGUGAGCUUACAUGUUUGUAAAUGUGUACGAGUUUUCUAUGUAUCAUAUUAUUAUUUUACCUUUGAUCAUACAUUGGUAACUAUGAUCUGCCAGUUUUUUGAGGAUAUCCUAUUUUUUCAA